This is a messenger RNA of Corythoichthys intestinalis (scribbled pipefish), 3903 nucleotides long. RefSeq names its product BCL2 associated athanogene 3 (gene bag3). The transcript is spliced from 4 exons. Bases 167 to 1798 code for a protein of 543 amino acids. Gene Ontology annotation, cellular component: membrane; nucleus; cytoplasm. Gene Ontology annotation, biological process: negative regulation of striated muscle cell apoptotic process; protein stabilization; muscle cell cellular homeostasis. Gene Ontology annotation, molecular function: protein-folding chaperone binding; adenyl-nucleotide exchange factor activity. The record is from RefSeq and is a predicted model, not a curated record. Lineage: Eukaryota; Metazoa; Chordata; Actinopteri; Syngnathiformes; Syngnathidae.
GUCUUGCUGGGACUGGGGGUGUGCGCUGCGACAUUGGUUAGCGAAGCCAUGCUUCUGUAUCCAGCGCUGUCCGCCCCCGACAUUAACCCAGCUAUUUCGAGAAACUUCCAGCCCACUUUUCCACGUCAUUUGAAGGAAUCUUUAAAGCGUCCGUCGUCGGUAUUAAAUGUCUCAGUGCUGGGUAGUCAGAAGCAUGAACGGCAUGAAGACGCAGUCGCCGACCACGACAAUGGCGAAUAACGACAACGACCCCUUGCCCCUCGGAUGGGAAGUCAAAAUUGACCCACAGACCGGCUGGCCCUUUUUCGUGGAUCACAAUAACCGCACCACAACCUGGAACGACCCGAGACACGACACGAAAAAGGUUAGGGAAUUGUCCACAAAUGGACCCAGUGUACCACCAGAACCGAGCUCUCAGGAGGUGCAGAAAACCUUUGUGAAAGAGAUGAAACACCCCAUCCUUCGCCCUGGUUAUGUCCCAAUCCCAGUCUUCCAUGAAGGAGCGGAUGUAAGACAGCAACAGCACCCGUGCUUUUCCUACAUCCAGCCAACCGCUGCACAGAAUAUCCGCACAGAGGGGCGGAUACCUUCACCGACACUUGGGUUUCAUUGUAGACCUAGAUCGCCUCUACAUGGACCUAGUGACAGUUGCUCCACAGGGCCCAGAAAAGCCAGCUCACCUGUAUCUCAAACAGCAGAGGUUUACCCUGGACAUCAUAACCAACUUCCACGGCCAAGCAGCACUGGUCUUCAAGCAGGUUAUAUCCCCAUACCAGUAAUCCAUGAGGGCGGAGGAGGCCAAACACAAGCACAGCCUCAGUUAAAUCCAUCAGUCCAGGGUCAGCGUGUCCCAUAUUCAGAACCUCCGCAGCCCUACCAACGCUUUCAACAGGAAGAAUGGCCCAGCUAUGCUACAGCAAUGCAGCCUCCUCGGGAAAGGGCUUCUCCGGUAUUGUAUCCCCAGCACCGAGAUACUGCUGCUAUUCACCUACCGCAUAAUAUCAGAAGCCAGUCACCGAUUGUGACACAGUUGCUGGGUGAAAAACCACAGCAUAUCAUCAUGAGAGAGCCACCUCAGAAAGUGGAGCAGGAACAAGUAAGCCCUCUGCAAAAACCAGAGAAUAUCCAGGUCCCUCAGCCUUUGCGCACAGAUGCUGAUGACCAAAAGCCUAACUUUCAACAGCCUUCACCUCAGCAACAUCAACACUUCCAACAACCUCCGCCUCAGCAACCACAGCAGUUCGAGCAGGCGCCGCCUCAGGCAUCCCCGCAGUCCGAGCAAUUACCAAAACACUUCCCGCAGCCCCAUCAAGCAGAGCAAGAUACCCCUGACAACACCGUCCAAAUGCCACCAGAACCGGAAGCACAUGACGCAGCAGCUGUUGCCACAGAAGUUCCGCCAGCAAAGGCAGAGGCAGAACAACCGCUCCAGUGUCCCGUCCACCCUGGUUUAGCUAAAGUACAGAAGAUAGUUGAGCGGGUCGCUAAACUGGAAGAAGAGGUGAAAAGCUUUGAAGGGAAAAAAAAUGAUAAGAAAUACUUGUUACUGGAGGAACUGCUAACCAAAGAGCUCUUGGCAUUAGACUCAGUUGAUCCAGAAGGGCGCGUGGACGUACGGCAGGCAAGACGGGACGGUGUCCGUCGCGUCCAGACCAUACUGGAGGAACUGGAGCAACUGGAGGAGCAGUCAACAAGACCUGCCUGCGAAGCCUCGGUGGAGGGAGAUGGGUUGACGUCGAAAGGAGAACCCAGUAUGUUCACUAAGGACAAUGUCGAGAUGGCAAAGGAGAUAUCCUAACAAGAAACUGGAAGUGUUAUUCGACGACGAACAAGUUUGCUCCUGAUCACACUCUGCACAGUAUUUGUGAAAGUUGCAUGCAUUCAUUAACAGUGUUGGUAUUUUUGCCAUUCACCGCAUAAAUGAUGGGAGCUCAGUACUGUCAUGCUUUUCAAAACAACAUUGUUGCCUUCAGUAUUGUGCCAGUGUCUUCAUAAUAAGACAAGCUGCCAUGAGCAAGGUUGACAUGACAUUUAUUCAAGUCAAAUUUAAUGAGGCCUUCAGCAUAAAGUAAAGAAAACAAAUAUUUUCUUAAUGAAUGUUAUGUGUAGUUGCCUUUUGUCUCGAUUCAAUAUUGUAUGGCGCUUUCCUCAACCCAGUCGGCACAUUUGUUUGUAUACAGUGCAUGGGGACUGCAAACAUUUGGGGCUUUAAAGUGAACUCACUGCAAAAUGCUGUCAACACAAAAGCAUUUCACCCUUUAUUACAAUGUUGGAGCUGUUUUUGUGACAAAAACACAAUGAAUUUGUUGUUAUUUAGGAUGUUGCUUUUUUGUAUGUUGAUUGUUUGGUCAUCUUUGCACUUCAUCUUGGAAAUGUAUCUCACUGAAUGAGCAGCAGGUUUUUUUGAAACAUUUGUUACACUAAUUUUGAUGUGUUUUGAGUGUUUGUAUAGACAUCGGUUAACUUGUAAUUUCAAUGCAAUUUAUCAAGUAUUUAUAUUUCACUAUAUAGUAUUUUACUAUAUUUACGAUGAAUGUGUUAAGACAAAUGGACCUGUAAUGUGUGACAAUCAGCACUUGGUGCUAAAAUGGAAACGAGUUGUAGAUUGUUAGAAUGUUCUUUCCAGAACCACCAAAGCCACAAUCUGUAAUAUCACAUACAAAUCUGCCUUAAAAUUGCAAUAUGACACCAAGAUAUUAGUUGACGACUGUCAAAAUUUGUUUUAUUAUUACCCUCGCACAAUUUCUGCUAUGAUUUGUCACAAAAGUAAGCCCUCUGUAAUGCCUUAAGUUAUGACCCUCACCGAUUAUGGAUUGUGGUUUAGUAUUGAUCACGGGUGAUGAGUAGCAGAUAAAUGCAUUGUUCAAAGCAAGUCAUAUUGGUAUAGAUGAAAUAAAUUGUAUUUGGCAGUAUUUUGACUAAUAUUUGGCUCAACUAAACAGGUGGCAAAAGUACCCACUUUAUUUCAGUCAAAGGACAGAUAGCCGUCAAAAGCAGAAGUACUGAUUCUACUCAAUUUAGCAAAGAAAAGGAGAAAAUAUUUUAAAAUGUAUUUGAUACAACUGUAAAAGGUUUUCACAGUUAAUCACCCACAAUAUCAUAAUAAAAAAAUGUAGGUAUGUAAUUGUUCUCAGUUAUAUUGGGAGAAAAUAAGUACAGUAAUUAAAUUUGCAUGGUGGAUUGUUAGUAAGUGUUAUUUAAAAAAAUGCUACAAAAGCUCAGAUUAUGACAUAGGAACUGCAAGCACUCAUAAUAUUCACAAAGCUACAAUGAAAAGAGAGUAAAGGGAACCCUUCAAGUGUUUUCAUGCCUAGCAGGCGAAAUAAUAACAAAAUCGAUUUAAUUUCUGAUGCAAGAACAGUGUUUUGAAUUAUGUAAUAUAAAGCUCUAAAACAUGCUUUUCUUUAUAUAUGUCAACAAAGAGUCACCUUGUGUGAGAUUUUUUUUUAUUAGAAAAAAAAAUUAGACUAUUAGACCUUACUACAUUCAUAAUUGAAUACAUAAUAUUUUUUUCAAAUCAUUUAGGACUUUUUCUUUGGAGCAUUAAUGCAUUACUUGGGUAUCUAGGCUGUUUUAUGACAGUGCUACGGUUUAACUUGGCCACGUUAUUGUAGGUAAACAUGCAUCAUGUUUCCAUAUGCUGUGCAUAUAAAUACAAGAAAAAUGAUAUUUGAGAACAUUUAUUUAGAAUCAAUGAAGUAAUCAAAAUUGAAUGAAAUGUAAUUACUUUUACACUAGCUUUUAGUUACACAUUCAUGUAGGCCAUUUUUACUGCCACUUUUCCCAUUCUCCUUUUCAACUAUUGGUUGUUGUAUAUAAUACUUUCACUACUAUUGCACUUUCAACAGGGUAAGUUAUAGCUGUAAAAAAUAAAUUUCCAAAGUAACAUGCAUAUGUAGGCUC